Molecule: messenger RNA, 417 nt
Organism: Vicia villosa (hairy vetch)
Lineage: Eukaryota; Viridiplantae; Streptophyta; Magnoliopsida; Fabales; Fabaceae
Exons: 1
Coding region: 1-417 (138 amino acids)
Source: RefSeq, a predicted model, not a curated record
AUGGAUGGUAGUAUGGUAAUAGAUACUCCUGCCAGUGGUUCUGUUACUACUAAUUUUGUUUGUAAGGGAUGUCCUAUGAUUAUCUUUGAUAAGAGUUUGGUGAUGGAUUUGGUGUGUCUACCCCUACACCAAAUCGAAUUGAUUCUUGGAAUGAACUGGUUGGAGUUCAACUAUGUUCAUAUGAAUUAUUUCAAUAAGAUGUUGAGGUUUCCCAAGUUUGGUGAUGGUGGGGAACUGAUGUUGUUGAAUGCUAAGCAAUUAAGUGAAUGCAUUAGAGAUGAAGCUGUGAUAUUUGCAAUGUUUGCAUCAUUGCAAAGUAAUCAUGAAGUUACAUGUGUUGAACUUCCAGUUGUUUGUGAAUUUCCUGAAGUAUUUUCAGAUGAUAUAGGUGAUUUUCCUCUGGAAUGUGAAGUGUAA